Messenger RNA from Diorhabda sublineata, 1698 nucleotides. RefSeq names its product putative inorganic phosphate cotransporter. Gene Ontology annotation, molecular function: transmembrane transporter activity. Lineage: Eukaryota; Metazoa; Arthropoda; Insecta; Coleoptera; Chrysomelidae. Gene Ontology annotation, cellular component: plasma membrane. The transcript is spliced from 9 exons. Bases 127 to 1581 code for a protein of 484 amino acids. Gene Ontology annotation, biological process: monoatomic anion transport; transmembrane transport. The record is from RefSeq and is a predicted model, not a curated record.
GUACAUACAAUGUUCAACAAUACAUCACAAUAGUGGAAUUUUCUUGAUUUAAAAUAGAGAUAACAAACUAUAACGAAUGUUGGAAUAAUAAAUUCACUGAAAAAUUAUUUUAUAAAGAAAUCCAAGAUGAAAUGUGAAUCUGAAGAAAAUAAAUUUGAUACUACAUCUAAUCUAUUAGACGAAAAAACACCAGUAGUCAAAGCACCAACGUUUGGAAAGAGGCAUUCACAAGUUAUUAUGUUGGGAUUGAUAUUAUUUUGUUGUUUUUUGAUGAGAACAAGUUUAUCGGUGACCAUUGUAGCAAUGACAGAUCCUUCGGCUAGUAUGAAUGGAGAUAUUCCUACUUAUAAUUGGACUGAUAAAAGUUUAGUCGUUGGGUCUUUUCUGUGGGGUUACUGUUUACCUCAAAUGGUAGCAGGAUUUCUUGCUGAUCAAUACGGUGGAAAAUGGUUUCUAGUAGCUUCAACAAGUAUAACUGCGGUAUUUGGCCUUUUCAUACCAAUUGCAGCAAAACAUUUCGGUUCUCUUGGAGUCAUUACAUUUAGAUGUCUUCAAGGAUUUGCACAAGGUUUUAUAUUCCCGUGUCUUCAUGGAAUAUUGGGAAAGUGGGUGCCUUCACCAGAGCGUAAUAGAUUAGGAACACUUGUUUACUCAGGACCAGCCGCUGGUAUCGUUACAUGCAUGUUGCUAUCCGGAUACAUAUCUUCAUCACGUUAUGGAUGGCCAUUCGUGUUCUAUCUUCUUAAUGGAGUCAGUUUAGUGAUAGCUAUUAUCUAUGCUUGGUUGGGUAGCAGCAACCCGAAUAGCCAUCCCAGUAUUUCAUUCGAUGAAAAAAUGUAUAUUGUAACUAACUUAAAUACUUCCCUUGUCAAAAGAAAAUUACAAGUUCCAUGGAAAAGUAUUUUCACGAGCUCGCCUUGUUUUGCUCUGACGAUUUCGAAUGUUGCUUUUAGUUACACCCAUUGGACAAUGAUCACCGAAACUGCUAUAUACCUGAACAAAGUUAUGCAUUUUGAUUUGACUUCUAACAGCGUCCUUUCAUCCCUUCCGUAUAUAAUAGAAUUGGUAACUGGACUUAUUGCGUCUCUUAUAGCAGACUGUCUAUUAACAAGAAAUUUGGUAACCAUCACAUUCAUUAGGAAAACAGCAAACAACAUCGGACUCAUUGUAGCAGCUGUGUCUCUUUUCACGUUGACCAAAAUUGGAACGGACAGUGCUUAUCUAACAGUAACUUUAGUAGUUCUGGUGGGAGCUUUCCAUGGGCCUGCAAAAUCUGGACACGUCGUCAAUCAUAUGGAUCUCGCCCCAAAUUUUUCUGGAAUUCUGAUGGGAUUCACAAAUGGUUCAUCCGUAAUAGCAUCGGCUUUUGCUCCAAUUUUUGCCUAUAUUAUUAUAAAAGACGAAACCAAUGUUCAUCAAUGGAAUAUUAUUUUCUAUUUUUCUGCCAUUAUAAAUGUUAUUGCUUGUGUCAUGAAUAGUAUAUUCACUUCUGGUGAACGGCAACACUGGAACGAACCUUUCUCAAAAACAAAGAAAACGAUAACAAGCAACUACACACAGGAAGAUGAAAAUAAAAUAUGAAGAAACAGUUGAUGACUAAAUUAAUAAGAAGAUGGAAAUAAAAUUGAAAAACAUUAGACCUUUUAUGUAUUUAUUAAGUAUUUAUUGAUACUAUAAUAAAUUGAAAAGCAAAACAGA